AUGCAACAACAACAACAACAACUGCAGGUACAACAAAUGCAGGAACAACAACAACUGGUGGAUCCACAACAACCGGUACACCAGCUACAACUGGAGUUUCAACAACAAGUGGAUCAACUACAACAACUGCGGGGUCUACAACAAAUGGUGCAUCUACUACAACUGAAGGAUCAACAACAACGGAUGCAACAACAACAACUACAGGUUCAACAACAACAUCUGGAGGUUCAACAACAGCUGGUGUACAACUACUGCAAUCUCACCUGCUGCAAAUACAACUACCAGUGCUGCAACUACAGCUACAACUACUGCAACUACAGCUACCAGUGCUGCAACCACAGCUACCAGUGCUGCAAAUACAACUACCAGUGCUGCAACUACAGAUACCAGUGCAGCGAAUACAACUACCAGUGCUGCAACUACAACUACCAGUGCUGCAACUACAGCUACCAGUGCAGCAAAUACAACUACCAGUGCUGCAACUACAGCUACCAGUGCUGCAAAUACAACUACCAGUGCUGCAAAUACAACUACCAGUGCUGCAACUACAGCUACCAGUGCAGCAAAUACAACUGCCAGUGCUGCAACUACAGUUACCAGUGCUGCAAAUACAACUACCAGUGCUGCAACUACAGCUACCAGUGCAGCAAAUACAACUACCAUUGCUGCAACUACAACUACCAGUGCUGCAAAUACAACUACCAGUGCUGCAAAUACAACUACCAGUGCUGCAACUACAGCUACCAGUGCAGCAAAUACAACUGCCAGUGCUGCAAAUACAACUACCAGCGCUGCAACUACAGCUACCAGUGCAGCAAAUACAACUACCAGUGCUGCAACUACAGUUACCAGUGCAGUAAAUACAACUACCAUUGCUGCAAAUACAACUAUCAGUGCUGCAAGUACAACUACCAGUGCUGUAAAUACAACUACAAGUGCUUCAAGUACAGCUACAACUUCUGCAAAUACACCUACCAGUGCUGUAAAUACAACUACAAGUGCUACAACUACAGCUACAACUGCUGCAAAUACAACUACCAGCGCUGCAACUACAACAGCCUCAACUACAACAGCUGCAGCUACAACUGCCUCAACUACAACUACAACUGCUGCAACUACAACGACCUCAACUACAACAGCUGCAGCUACAACUGCCUCAACUACAACUACAACUGCUGCAACUACAACUACAACAACUACUACAACCACCACACCAGUAACGACAACUGCUGAGGCAGUCACAACAAGGCAAUUGAUUUUCAGGUCUGCUGGAGAGACAUUUACAAGUGACUUGCAGAAUCCAUCAUCUGCAGCGUUUAUAAGUCGAGCCUCAAUAAUAAAGUCGACGCUUGAACCUUUCUACCAAGAAGCAUUUACUUCAUUCCGCACAUUGACUGUGAUUUCUUUC
Messenger RNA from Sebastes umbrosus (honeycomb rockfish), 1408 nucleotides. RefSeq names its product probable serine/threonine-protein kinase clkA. The record is from RefSeq and is a predicted model, not a curated record. The coding region runs from base 1 to 1233 and encodes 410 amino acids. Lineage: Eukaryota; Metazoa; Chordata; Actinopteri; Perciformes; Sebastidae. The transcript is spliced from 3 exons.